Ilex paraguariensis (yerba mate) is the source of this 492-nucleotide messenger RNA. The record is from the annotation of a GenBank genome assembly. NCBI's taxonomy places the organism in Eukaryota, Viridiplantae, Streptophyta, Magnoliopsida, Aquifoliales, Aquifoliaceae.
AUGCUUAUGCAGGGGAAUAGGAAUUUUAAAAGUGUGAAGCAGACAGUAAAAAGACUAGAAGAAGCUUCUGUUUCCUGCAGGGGUCCAGAAAGAGUGCAGUUGAUGAGAAGAUGGUUGGCUGCACUUAAAGAAACUGAGAAAUUAUCUGGGGGUUCCUUGGAAGAUAAAGAAAAGAAGAGUGAACCGCAACUCUCAUCUGAAGAACUAAAGGAUAUUCCAAGAAAACCAUCUCCAGUUCUUUAUUAUGAUUCUGAUAUUGGGGGUGACCCGAUGAAUUUUCAUGAUGUCUUUCUCUGCAGUCAAGCUUUGGAGGGCAUAGCCAUAUGUAUGAUUAUUGAAGCGCCAAAUGAGGAGGAAGUUUCUCUACUCCUGGAACUGUUCAGACUUUGUCUUACUGGAGGGAAAGAAGUUCAUAAUGCGAUAGUAAGCAGUAUACAGGACCUGGCAAAAGCUUUUUCUAGCUAUGAAGAUGAAGUAUUGGUAAAGUCCUGA